CAGGGACCCUUUGUCGGCGAAAAGACCCCGAGCGAUGCCAUCACCCAGGAAUACGCAAAGGCCGACCCUGUUUAUGUCGAGAAGACUAUUGCUCUACCUCAGACAUACUCUCACUACCGCCAGAUCAAGGGCGAUGGAAAUUGCGGAUGGCGCGCAAUUGCCUUUGCCUACUACGAAAAGCUCAUCGACCUCGGAGACCAAGCCCAGAUCGAGGGUGAGGUGGCUCGUCUCAUGAGCCUCGGCCAUAUGAUCUCCAACAUCGGUCGCUACGAAUAUCACGAAGACUUUGCCGAAGAGGCACACAACCUACUGCGGGAUAUUGCCGCCAACAUAGCAAACCCCGGCCUGGCUCGAGUCAUCCUGCUCCAACGCUUCAACGACAGCACCAUCGAGGCCAACAUCAUCUACUACUUCCGUAUACUCUCGGCCACCUCCCUCAAGGCGAAUGCAGCCAUCUACGACGACUUUGCUGCUGAUUUCGGUGGCAUUGCAAACUACUGCUCGCAAGCCAUCGACAUUGUCAACCGCGAGAUCGAGCACCUUGGCAUCAUUGGCCUGGCCAAUCUGCUGCUCAAGCCAAUCGACUUCGUCCUUGAAAUCGCAUACCUCGACCGCAGCCCGGGGAGCCAGGUUAACCGCUAUCGAUUCCCCGAAGAGGCCAACCAGCAGGACACGACCAGUCUCGGGCCCACGAUAUAUUUGCUUUACCGCCCCGACCACUACGACAUUCUGUAUCGAGCACCGCCUAUCCAGGCUCCAGCUCCGCCGGUCAUACCUGUUUCCGUUCCUGCACCCUCUGGCUCUGUCGAUUUGCAAAUCAACCGGGUGUCCAACUUCACCAACAGCAUCAACAUCAACCACGGCGGCAACCCAACAGGAUUCGGAACGGGUAGCAUGAACGUCCUUGCCAUGUUGCCGGGCUUCAGUAUGAACUCGUUGGGCGGACUGGGUGUGGGUGAACUGGGUGAGCUGAGUGGCCUGUCUCCUUUGACGUCACCGCCGUCAGCGGCCAGCCCUGUUGGUGACCCUUUUGUAUCCAGUAUCAGCAGCCUUGUCCCCGCGAAUAAUCCUCCGGUACCGCCGGUGGCUUCUCCGUCGGGAUAUCACAUACGGUUUAGCCCCGUCCAGCUGGAGUAUGAAGAGAGUAAUCGCAGUGGUAUCCGGGAGCCUGCAUUUCAAACGACACAGAGCACCACGUUUAAGAAUAGUGUAUGGAACAGAGCACACUAUGGUAAUCCUGAUUUUCACCCCGAAGAGUACGUUCCAGAUGAAGACCAUUGGGAAAGGCGUCAUGGUCGUGCGAAGACGAAGAGCAGCUCGUGA
This is a messenger RNA of Trichoderma virens Gv29-8, 1323 nucleotides long. RefSeq lists its product as uncharacterized. NCBI's taxonomy places the organism in Eukaryota, Fungi, Ascomycota, Sordariomycetes, Hypocreales, Hypocreaceae. The transcript is spliced from 4 exons. Gene Ontology annotation, cellular component: nucleus. Gene Ontology annotation, biological process: protein K48-linked deubiquitination. The record is from RefSeq and is a predicted model, not a curated record. The annotation marks the transcript as partial. Gene Ontology annotation, molecular function: cysteine-type deubiquitinase activity; ubiquitin binding.